GUAACAUUAUGUCUAUGGGAAGAAACGUCGCGUGUGCGUGGAGGAGCGGAAGUGCGUGUGGUAAACAAGGGUCUGCAUUUAGUCCGGCUCGUGGAUUAGUUUAGUGUUUGUUCGGCGGGUUUUAUCGAUCAUCGGGUGAUCAGGUCUCCCCUAAAGUCUCUUUUCUAGAGAGACCCUGAAAACAACAAUGCCACAAGAGGAGGAGGAGAAGCAGUUGGGUCAGGAGGGGAUCGUCGACCUCGAUGAGCCCAAGAAAAUGACCAGAGAGGACUGGAGGAAGAAGAAGGAACUGGAGGAGCAGAGAAAACUGGGUAAUGCUCCUGCCGAGGUGGACGAAGAAGGAAAGGACAUCAAUCCCCACAUUCCUCAGUAUAUCGCCUCGGUUCCAUGGUACAUUGACCCCUCAAAGAGACCCACCCUCAAACAUCAGAGGCCUCAGGAGGAGAAGCAGCAGCAGUACUCAGCCAUCGGGGAGUGGUAUAAGAGAGGAGUACAGGAUCAAUCUGUCAGUACAAAGUUCAGAAAAGGAGCGUGUGAGAAUUGUGGAGCCAUGACACACAAGAAGAAGGAUUGCCUGGAGCGACCCAGAAAGGUUGGGGCCAAGUUCUCCGGGACAGGUAUUGCUCCAGAUGAGCAUCAGCAGAUCCAACUUGAUUUGGACUAUGAUGGGAAGAGAGACCGCUGGAAUGGCUAUGACCCAGAUGAACAUAUGCGCAUUGUGGAGGAGUACACUAAAGUUGACCUGGCCAAACGCACUUUAAAAGCCCAGAAGCUACAGGAGGAGUUGGCCACUGGAAAACUGAUGGACCAAACGGAGAGAGAGCACAACAGCGAGGAUGAGGACGAGGAUAAAUAUGCAGACGACAUUGACAUGCCCGGGCAGAACUUCGACUCCAAGAGACGCAUCACUGUGAGGAAUCUGAGGAUCAGAGAAGACAUUGCUAAGUAUCUGAGAAACCUGGACCCAAAUUCAGCUUACUACGACCCGAAGACCCGAGCCAUGAGGGGGAACCCAUAUUCCAACACCGGCAAAGUUCCAGAAGAAGUGGGCUAUGCUGGAGACAACUUUGCCCGCUACACUGGAGACACUAUCUCCAUGGCACAGACCCAGCUUUUUGCCUGGGAGGCGUACGAGAGGGGGUCAGACGUGCACCUGCAGGCUGAUCCAACCAAACUGGAGCUGCUGCAUCAGUCCUUCAAGGUCAAGAAGGAAGACUUCAAGGAGACACAGAAGCAGAGCAUCCUGGAGAGGUACGGAGGUCAGGAGCACCUGGACGCUCCACCCAGAGAGCUGCUGUUGGCUCAGACGGAGGACUACAUGGAGUACUCUCGGCAUGGAGCCGUCAUUAAGGGUCAGGAGAAAGCAGUGGCCCGUUCUAAAUAUGAGGAGGAUGUACUUCUAAAUAAUCACACGUGCAUCUGGGGCUCUUACUGGAAAGAUGGCUUUUGGGGUUACAAAUGCUGCCACUCAAUGGUCAAACAGAGUUACUGCACUGGAGAUGCUGGCAAGAAAACUGGGAACUCAACGUGUGUUCCGUUUGAGGAGGGCAUAGAGGAGGAAGAAGAGGAAACUCCAAAGACACUUCUAGAGAUGCACCAAGAAAAGAUGAAGGAAAAGAAGAAGAAGAACAAGAAGCACAAGAAGAAGGAUGCAGACAGCAGUGAUGAGGAAGAUGAAUCUAAGAAGAAAGAGAAGCUGAAAAAGGCACUGACUGCGGAGGACCAGCGACUAAAGCAUGUGGCAGAGAUAAUGCAGCUGGAUGAGAGGAAGAGGCCAUACAACAGCCUGAUGGAGGUUCGUGAGCCCACAGAGGAGGAGAUGGAGGCUUUCCGGAUGAAACGCACCCGGCCUGAUGACCCCAUGGCCUCCUUCCUCAGCCAGUGAGGGAGAACGGAUUCGACUCUGGGCCUUUUUUGGCUUGCUUUUUGCUGAAUUGACGCAAAUUACAUAGGUCUAUUUAGCUGAUCUGAACAUUUCUUCUUCAAAAGUGCAAAGGACUGGACUUUAUCACCUGUUUGAUCACCAGUUUGCUGAGUAUCUUUUUUUUUCUUUUUCUUUUUUUUUUGCAUUAGUUAGGGAAUCGUUAUUAACUAAGCAUGUAAAUAGACUACUGCAGAUUAUGCAGAACGUGUCAUUGUGACUUGAUGUUCCCCUUACCUGUCUCUUUUUUUUUUUGUUACAAUACACAGAUUUUAAGCGUA
Astyanax mexicanus (Mexican tetra) is the source of this 2202-nucleotide messenger RNA. It is a transcript of the gene slu7, whose product is annotated as SLU7 homolog, splicing factor. Gene Ontology annotation, biological process: mRNA splicing, via spliceosome. Bases 188 to 1885 code for a protein of 565 amino acids. NCBI's taxonomy places the organism in Eukaryota, Metazoa, Chordata, Actinopteri, Characiformes, Acestrorhamphidae. The record is from RefSeq and is a predicted model, not a curated record. Gene Ontology annotation, cellular component: spliceosomal complex. The transcript is spliced from 15 exons. Gene Ontology annotation, molecular function: pre-mRNA 3'-splice site binding.